Molecule: messenger RNA, 597 nt
Organism: Radiomyces spectabilis
Lineage: Eukaryota; Fungi; Mucoromycota; Mucoromycetes; Mucorales; Radiomycetaceae
Exons: 2
Coding region: 99-440 (113 amino acids)
Source: RefSeq, a predicted model, not a curated record
GUUACAUACGAAUGGUCAAUAUAUCCUUGGAUGCAUACACCGAUGUGUAGAUUAUUGAGGUUAUUGUGAUACCUUGUGGGGGAUGAAUUUAUAUUUUAAUGCUCAUUGGCACCGUUUUUUUGAUAUGCUCUCUUAAUCUUUGUCUCUUAUUCUUGGGUUGGGCUUGGGGAUGUAUAGUAUUAUACCUUGAUGAUUUAAACAUUCUGUUGCUUUCUUGCCUCUUCACCUUUUUUCUUUGUACAUUUACUUUUUUUUCAUUUUGUUUACACUUGUUCUUAUUUCUUUGUGUCUAUCGACUGUAUCCAACUUUUUGCUCUGUUUAUCCCUUUUUUCCCUUUCCUAUAUUACUGCUAUUCAUAUGGUUAUUCAUGUGGUUUUUCAUUUCGUUUAUUUAUUGUUACCUUAUAUCCUGUAUCCACUGCCAUUUUCCCAUAUUAUAGGAUAAAUUGCGCGUUCUGGAAAAUCACACCGGUGAACUGCAAUCUUUGGUGCAACAACUACAAGCACAAGCCAACACAGACAAAGCAACUAUCGACCAUCUCGAGCGCGAAACUGCCAAGCAUCAAGAUGGAAAUAACCAGUUGGUCCGUUUGGUGG